Molecule: messenger RNA, 1242 nt
Organism: Frankliniella occidentalis (western flower thrips)
Lineage: Eukaryota; Metazoa; Arthropoda; Insecta; Thysanoptera; Thripidae
Gene: Gale
Product: UDP-glucose 4-epimerase
Biological process (GO): beta-D-galactose catabolic process via UDP-galactose, Leloir pathway
Cellular component (GO): cytosol
Molecular function (GO): UDP-glucose 4-epimerase activity
Source: RefSeq, a predicted model, not a curated record
UCUCGGUAGGCGCUCAAAACCAUCAUAAGCGCGUAUCCUAUAAAAUGGAAACAUUUUCUAGCAUUCAUGUAUUUGUGAUAGCAUUUCUUUCACACGUUUUCUUGGAGGGAAGCCAGAACGAAUUUGAUAGAAUAAGUAUGGAGAUUGGAAGGCACAGUCUCGCAGUUCUGGUGCUGUCAGUGGCAUCUGUUGUACUCAUGAAACAACUCCAAACAUGGAAAGACAUGUCUCGAAUUUCUGAUGAACCCGUGGUCCUAGCCACUGGCGGUGCUGGCUUCAUUGGUUCACACAUAGUAGUGGAGCUGCUCAAUAAUGGAUUCAGCGUUGUUGUUAUUGACAAUUUGGUGAAUGCUUUAAAAGGAAAUGAUGGAGGUCCCAAACCUGAAUCAUUGAGAAGAGUUGAAAAAAUUACAAACAAGACUGUGACUUUUUAUAAUGUUGAUUUACUUGAUAUUGAUGCAUUAAAGAGUGUUUUCUUAAAGCACAACAUUGUAUGUGUCAUUCAUUUUGCUGCUCUAAAAGCUGUGGGUGAAUCCUGUGAAAUUCCACUCACUUAUUACAAAAACAAUGUAAUGGGUUCAAUUAAUCUGCUUGAGGUUAUGAAAGAAUUUAAUGUGAAGAAGCUUUUAUUUUCUUCUUCAGCAACUGUGUAUGGUCUGCCACAGAAGUUACCACUCACAGAAGAUCAUCCUACUGGUCAAGGGUGCACAAAUCCUUAUGGAAAAACCAAGUACUUUAUCGAGGAAAUUCUUCAAGAUCUCUGUGCAUCAGACAAGACUUGGAGCGUUGUUGCUCUGCGUUACUUUAAUCCUAUAGGAGCCCACAAAAGUGGUUUGAUUGGAGAAGACCCCAAUGGUAUUCCCAGUAAUUUGAUGCCAUAUAUUGCCCAAGUUGCUACUGGGAAAAGAGCUGAACUAAAAGUAUAUGGCAAUGACUAUGACACACUGGAUGGAACAGGUGUACGCGACUACAUUCAUAUUGUUGACCUUGCUGAGGGACACAUCAGUGGUAUGAAAAAAGUAAUGGACAAAGCAUUUAGUGGGUGGCGGGUUUACAAUUUAGGAACUGGCACUGGCUAUUCAGUUUUACAAAUCGUUCAUGAGUUUGAAAGUGCAAGUGGAAAAAAAGUGCCAUAUUCUAUUGUUGAGAGGAGACCAGGAGAUGUUGCAUCAUCAUAUGCUGAUCCUACUCGGGCAAAGAAAGAGUUACAAUGGACAGCAAAACGCACUCUGUCAGAUAUGU